Molecule: messenger RNA, 1962 nt
Organism: Melampsora larici-populina 98AG31
Lineage: Eukaryota; Fungi; Basidiomycota; Pucciniomycetes; Pucciniales; Melampsoraceae
Exons: 3
Coding region: 1-1962 (653 amino acids)
Source: RefSeq, a predicted model, not a curated record
AUGACCUCUCUCUCUAGCCUUCCAUCAGGUCCACUUCGUUUAUCCACUUCUUCAAAACCAAUCAACACUUUCUCUCUUAAAUAUCCGGCUUCUCAUCCAUCCGACUUAUCCACCGCUGGUGCUGCUCUCUCUUCUACCGCUUCUGGUGAUAUCUCUCUACGAAUCGCUCCAGGGGCUCAUCCCGGUGAAGCACGUGGUCGAAGAUGGGCCGGAAAGACGACUAGACCUACGGGUGAUGUGGAAUGUGCUAUCGUUUGGGAUCCUACUCAGAAUUGUUGGACGCUUCAUCGAAUCGAUAAUGUGGUCCAGUUGGCUCAUGACGAUCCUCAACCGUUACCCAGAAAGCCAACUACGACGAUUCCAGCAGCCACCAGAGCAGCUCCACUGGCUCUUCCCAAACCCGCUCGCCCAGCUCCACCUCCACCUGUGAUCUCUCAAGUUUCAAGGGAACCUUCUGCGGUGGUGAACCAACCCAUCAUUAUCUCUAGUUCAUCAGUCCCAAGCUCGAGUAAAGCUGACAGCAAAUCAUCUCAGCCAACACCUCCGAACCAUCAGCGUGAACUUUCGGGUCGGUCAAUGGCCACUGAUCCGAGUACCAGUCGACAAAGUUCACUUGACUCCUCCUCAUCCAAAUCUGCUGCUGAUCAACACCACGGAUUAGCGUUGCCUUUGAAAAAGACUGUUCAGCCACUCUCUCAUCUUCCCCAAACCACGGCUCAUCGGAUCACGAACCAUUCGACGACCUCUACGAUUUCUUCACCAGGAGAUCAAGGUCCGAUUCGUGUGGUACAAGCAGAAGAGAUUGAAGAGUUUGAUUUUGCUGAUAGUUCACCGGAUCGAGCUCCUCUUCAGCCGAUCAUUGCAGCUUCUCCUCUGACAUUACCGAGUCCAGGAGUAGGCCAAGGAUCGCGUUCGGGCCAUUCUCAUCCUCACACGAACUUUAGUCCAGUGGGACGACCUAGCUUGAGUCGCUCACCCUCAUUGGUGGAGACGGGAACGGCAUGCUCUCCUUUGGCUCGACCGAAUGCUAGCCAAGGCUUGGCUUUACCGACUCGCUCAGCCGGUCAUCGUGCUACUGCACCCUCUCCUGCGUACCAAAUCAAUGGAAUCGCACCACGUUCAUCAGCUGCAGUGGCUCACAACCAACCCACUGCGCCAAGUCCACUCCAAAGCGUGGCAUACUCUUCAAGUUCUUCACCCACUGAUCCAGUGCAAGGAGCACCUACACCCCCAGUCGUAGGUAUCUCGCCUGCUUCACUCAAUGCUGGCACCACUAGUAGUGCUACUGCUCUACGGGCUCCGCUGAACAGACCGGUACCGGGCCAAUCACCUGCAUGGCAACAAUACAACCAUCAUCUCCAACACGCUUCUAAUCCAGCUUCACCACAUCAUCUUUCUAACCGAUCCCCAGCUCCAUUGACGAACCAAAACCUAAGUCAACAAACCGGUUCGAUGCCUACCCGAACGUAUCAUCGAAGUGAUUCUGGAAGUUCGGUACGCGAAAGUGAUUCGUCAUCUGACGAAGAAAGUUCGGAAGAAGAAGUAGAAGAAGUGGAACCCAUCAACUCAGUAGUCCCACUGCCAACGGUUGUUGCAAGCUCUCAUCCUACUGUUGGGACUGGAGCGGUACCUAACUCUGAGGAUGAUGCAGAAGCUGAUGAGGAUGAUGAAGAGGAUGAUGCCGAGUUUGAAAACAUGGCCACCGAACUUGAAGCUAGUAUGCUGAUUCGUGAUUACUAUGGACCAGGAGCAGAAGAACCCAAGGGUUUGGAAGAGACGGUUCCUGCCACGGUAGUAGUUGCUCCCAAGGCUAAAGCUACUAAGAAGAAGGGAACUGGAACGGGUAAUAAGUCGGGAGGCGGAGGCCAUCGGAAAACGAGUGCUGCUGGUGCUGGUAAUGGGAAGUCGGGAGGAGGGGGAGGAGGGGGGAAAGGGAAGUCUAAGGAAAAAGGAAAGAAUUGA